UACUUCUGUUAACUGAUGGGGGGGAACCUUUUUGCGAAGUCUCUUUGUGAUUGUAAUUGACGUCGGUAGUUUCAUGUUCGAUAAAUAACCUCUGUGUCAUUCGUACCUCGAAUGGUAGGCGUAUUGCACGGUGUUUAGAUACAUGUCAGGACAGGUCGGCCCGCGGUUUUUGGAUAGUGGAAGUUGCUGAAAGGGUUACAGUUUGGGGGACGGCGCAGUUUGAGAUUUAUUGAUCAUACGACGCGUGCGUUUGCUUCCGGGAGAAACGUCAUUUGACGAGCGCCCGGUGCGGUGAACGUCCACAACGAUAGACUGAGCAUCGAUGCUUCGUGCAGGCAGGAUGGAGGAGUUUGUUACGGAGGAAGACGAGCCAUGGUACGAUCAACGGGAUUUGGAACAGGACCUGCACCUAGCAGCCGAGCUGGGGAAGACACUUCUGGAGCGCAACAAGGAGCUGGAGGACUCCCUACAGCAGAUGUACAUCAACAACGAGGAACAGGUGCAGGAGAUCGAGUACCUGUCCAAGCAGUUGGAGAUGCUGAGGGAGAUGAAUGAGCAGCAUGCAAAAGUCUAUGAGCAGCUAGACGUGACAGCCAGGGAACUGGAGAUCACCAAUGAGAAGCUGGUUCUGGAGAGCAAGGCUUCCCAGCAGAAGAUCGACAGGUUGACUGGUACCAUGGAGACUCUGCAGGCCCAGGUAGAUACCAUGACGACUCGUGUUGAGGAGCUACGGACACUGGAAGAGCUGCGGGUCCGCAGAGAGAAGAAGGAGCGUCGCAAGACUGUCCACUCCUUCCCCUGCCUCAAAGAACUCUGCACGGCCCCAAGGUACGAGGACGGCUUCCUGGUGGCAAACCCCGGCAGUGUGGACCUGGUGUCCGAGCACGAACGCCGGCCCCUGGACGAGGAGAACGAGCGUCUGAAGGGCGUGGUCUCCUCCCUGAGGUCCGCCAUGGUGGCCGAACGGGGCCGGCGCGAAGGGGCGGAGCGGGAGUGCACGGCGGUGCUGCAGGAGUUUGAGCGUCUGGAACAGCGCCUCCUGGGGGCGGAGGGCUGCCAGCUGCGGGUGCAGGAGCUGGAGGCGGAGCUGCACGAGAUGCAGCAGCUGAGGAGGUCCAGGGUGUGUCUGCUUGGGGGCGAGGAGGGCCUGGAGCAGACCCUGCUCAACAACGCCCUCGAGACAGACACGCCCGACGGGCCCGGGCAAGAGGAUGGAGGGGAGGGAGCCGUGGGGUCCGGCGUGGCGGGGGAAAAAAGCACGCAACAGGGUGGCCCCGUGAGGAAGAGCUGCAGCGACACGGCGCUCAACGCCAUCUCGGCCCGCGACGCCACAGGCCGGCGGCAGGGCAGCUACGCGAUCCACGCCAACGGCGUCCGCAAGCGAGGCAUGUCCAUUCUCCGGGAGGUGGACGAGCAGUAUCACGCCCUGCUGGAGAAGUACGAGGAGCUCCUGGGGAAGUGCCGGCGCCACGAGGAGAGCCUGUGCCACGCUGGGGUGCAGACGUCGCGGCCCGUCUCCAGGGACCCGUCCGUGAAAGACUACAGCAUGGCCACCGCCGGCACCUCCUGCUCCGCCACGGCGUCCGCUGGACCCCCCACCCCACCCCAGACCCCCUCCACCCCUGAGGCCCUGGAGGGCAUCAGCCGGCAGGUGGAGCAGGUGGACAAGAGGCUGGGACAGAACACCCCGGAAUAUAAAGCCCUGUUCAAGGAGAUCUUCUCCCGCCUGCAGAAGACCAAGAGUGAAGUGAACUCCACCAAGGGAACCAAGGCUAGGAAGUCCCCAAGGCUAGGAAGUCCAAAGGGAAGGAAGUCCAAAGACAAAUGAGCUGCUUUCCCUCUCGCCUGAUGCUACUGAAAAUACACUGAACUUUGGGUACAAAAAACAGAAUUUAUUUUUAUUUCUUUGAUUAUGUUGCUUGGUCAUAGUGGUCACUGGAUGUCUUAAUAGCAGGUUACUCUAUUUGUGCACGGGGGAAAUACAACCACUGCGGAUGAUCCUCAACUAGUUUAGCCUUAUCUAAAUCUACGCUGCCAAAUUUCACCCUAAUAUGAAGUAAUUGAUCUUAGACAUUCAUCAACUGGGCAGAUGAAAUGCCUUGUUGCUUGACCUAACACAGUAAUGACAACAUAGUCUCGCACUAACAUCCCUUUUUGACCUGUCCUUUGUUAAGACAAUCCAACACAAUAUUUCAAAUCCUAAUCUGACUGAGUGUACACUGAUACUGCACUAAUUAUAUUUAAAAUGUACAAAGACUGACUGUUUAAUGUUUUUGCCAAUGAUGACUGUCAUAAUGAAUAACAUGUGGAGGGGAUAAAAUGUUUUCAAAAACAACAAUAUGCUUAAUUAAUUCCUGAUGCUCACACGUUGUGAACUCCGCAAUGAAACACAGCUAUUAGACAUGACUUGCAUCAAUACAACAUACACUGGUUUUCAAAAGCAGUAGGCAAAGCCAGUUUGUCAAAAAUGAAAUUGUAAAAGACUAUAGGACUCAAUGAAAUUGUUCUUGAAUGAAUGCUGUAUCCCAAACUGUAAAAUCACAUAGUAUGUUAUUGAAUUUACCUCCUUAAAAUGAUUCUUGAGAUGACAAUAUUGGCAAAUUGAGUGCAGAGUCUGAGGAUUUUGACGACGUGCUAGGUUACGGUUAUGGAUAUGUUAGGUUAUGGUUAGGAAAAGGGUUAGCGUGAGUUACAAACAUUCUACCUGACGCCUCUUAAUCGCGCAACUCUCAUUGCCAGAAACUGAAUGUGUCUUAGCCAUGAACACUAAUUAUGCAUUGCUUGGGAACGGAACUCUCAAUCACAUUUCAGUCUCCUAAGUAAUGGCUCCUUGGUAACACCUUAGCUUGCAGAAUUCAGGUGUAUUCACUGUAGUCUACGUCUUUCAAAACAACACUUUUCAUUUGAACAUUGAAAUGCAUGAAACUUUAAGAUAAAAUGUUAAUAUGAAGAAUGAUGCUGUGUGGAUGUUGAAACAUUAUUUUAUUGCGUUGGUAUAUUUGUCUUGCAGGCAUUGAUUCAGUUUUAUCUUACUUUAUUAAAUUCUUCAGUCUUUCCGAUUAGAACAAACUUUACAACCUGGAACACAUGUGCCAAGAUCCGCAGAUGCUUCGGGGUGGAAAUUACACGUUUUGGUCCAGGAGAUAAUAAAUCCUGAAAAUGUUGGAUCUGCAUAUAGUUUCCAUCUGUUUUUCUAAGUACAUUGGUUGUCAUUGCAAUUUUUGUUCUCAUUGUGUACAAAUUGUGAUAUGGUCUUUUAAGAAUUGGUUAACAGAUUUUUUUUCCCCCCCACAUUUUUAAUAGUUACGGUUUUGUUGUGUGUACAUGAUGGAAUGGGGAAGAUGGUUAGGUUAAUUCUGAGAACAGGCAGUAAAAUGACUCAAAAUAAAAACGUCAGGACAAAACAUCCAUUCAGAACCCUUUAUUGUGACACAGGUGAACCGUAAUCUCCAGGUGCAGAAAGUAGUCCAAAAAAAAAAUAUCACAAUCAUACUGAUUCAAAGAACUGAGCCUAGCCCUACAUAACUUUAUAAUCUUACAACAUUAGAAAAUGGAGUGUACAAAAAUAAAGGUUAUGAAUAAUGUCCUGGCUGUUCUUGUCCUUGUUGUACUUAACGGUUUGUCUAUGUAGACCUGACCUAAAACAUCACGUUCAGGAGUCUAUAAAUAGUACACAGGGACAAA
Messenger RNA from Esox lucius (northern pike), 3684 nucleotides. RefSeq names its product cerebellar degeneration-related protein 2-like (gene cdr2l). The transcript has 5 exons. The record is from RefSeq and is a predicted model, not a curated record. The coding region runs from base 323 to 1828 and encodes 501 amino acids. Lineage: Eukaryota; Metazoa; Chordata; Actinopteri; Esociformes; Esocidae.